AGAAGAACAGGACAGAACAUAAUUUCCUGCAUUUGGCUUCAAAAGACAGGUCGGGCAAAGGACCCCACAGACAGGCUAAGGAAGUAAAUUAUUUGUUUGGAAAGAGCGAAGUUAGUUACUGAUCUACUCAUAAUGAGUUCGGAAAAAGAUCCAUUGAUGAAGGAGCUGGAGGAGGAAUUAAAACUGAGCACUGAUGAUCUUCGCAGCCAUGCUUGGUUUCAUGGUCCUAUUCCACGGCAGGUAGCAGAGACACUAAUGGAAAGGGAUGGAGACUUCCUCAUUCGAGAAUCUCACUCCAGCCCUGGAGACUAUGUGUUGAGCUGCAUCUGGAAGCACGAGCCUCUCCAUUUCAAGAUCAUUCGCGUGGUCCUCCGGCGUAAGGAGUCCUACACCCGUGUGCUCUUCCAGUUUGAACAGGAGAGAUUUGAUAACCUCCCAGCACUGGUGCGGUUUUACGUAGGAAACCGCAAGCCAAUUUCAGAGGACAGUGGAGCGAUAAUCUUUCAUCCAAUAAAUCGCAUUGUCCCCUUGAGGUGCAUUGAGGAAAAAUACAGAGGAGCAUCAGAUCAAAGAAAACAUGACCAUGAAGUGACAACCAAAAACCCAGAUCAGAAUAAGAGAUUCAGCUUAAAUCUGUCUGAAGGAGUGUCUUUGGACCAGCUUACAACGGAUGGAAAUCUUUUAAGGAAUAAGGACAAGAGUGGCAGUCAUCCAAAUAUUCUGGACUACGGGAAUGAUAAAAAGCCAUUGCAGUCUGCCCAGUCUGACAGCUAUCUUUCAGGAGGACCCAAGGAUGUUAUGCAAGCAAAUGGAUCAUACAAAUCAGUGCGUCCUUCAUCACUAAUGUAUAGGACGGGGAGUGACCCACUAAUCAACCCCAAAGUAUUCCCAAAACGCUUUGGCUCUCAGAAUAAUAUGGUGCUGAGAGGUUCUGAUGGGCAGUUACACUGCAAGGCUCCCCCGAAGCCACUCCGAAUUCCAUCUGGCAUGAUCCCGGACACAGUACUGGAUCCAGCCUUGGAUGGAAGUGUCUAUUGUGAGCUAGUGCCACAUGUUCCUAAGGCUGGUCAGAUUGAGACUCACGUGGAGAGGUUACGAAGCAUGGAGCGACUGAAAAGCCGGAUUCGCAGGACAGACACCGAUUUUGGUCUGCUGGAUUUAGAUGCAUAUUCAGCUUCAAUGAAGACCCACCAUGAAGAAGCUAAUGAAGAUGAUAAUGGGGACUGGUCAUUCAUACAGCCUCAAAUUGAGACCACAAGUUCAUUUAAACUUGAUACUUUUACUUCCAUCUUGCUUCCCAUUGACAACAAACCUCUCGAUCCGUCUGUGCUUAAACGCCUCAAAGAAAUAUUUUCUGAAAAUGAUCCACAAACUACAGCACAACAUAUUCUGAAAGUGGACUGUGAGGUUGCUCGGAUCAUCAACGUAUCCUUGGAACAGAAGAUGAUGAUGGGAGUGAGCUCAGGGCUGGAUCUGAUCACAUUACCCCAUGGGCAUCAACUGAGAAUGGACCUCCAGGAGAGACAUCAUUUAAUAGCCCUGGGCAUUGCUGUGGACAUUUUGGGCUGCACAGGAAGCGUUGGACAAAGAUCUGCAGUCCUUCAUAAAAUUAUCCAACUGGCUGUUGAGCUCAAAGACUCCAUGGGAGACCUCUUCGGACUUUCAGCCAUUAUGAAAGCACUGGAGCUGCCCCAGAUUGUGCGUCUUGAGCAUACGUGGAGGACUCUGCGCCGGAAUCAUACUGCUUCUGCUAUCAAAUUUGAGAAGGAGCUCAAACCCUUUGCUAAAUCCUUGAAUGAGGGAAAAGUCGAGCUCGCUCUACAAAAUAUCACUGUUCCGCACAUUCUGCCCAUCAUUACUCUAAUGGAGCGCCAGUCGGUGUCUGAUGUCAUGGAAGCAUGGGAUGAUAUAGAUCAGAGCUGCACAAUGCUGUUUAAGACAUUGGAAGCAGCUCGUAAUGUGACAUUGAAUGCUGCAAUAUUUAGAGCCAAUGCAGAGGCCAAACUGAAGGAUUUUCACGCCAAUGAAGAAUUGUUAGAGGCUUUCAAGACUGAAUUUGCUUUGAGAUUGUUCUGGGGCAGCAGUGUAACUGAUGUUAGUCAGACUGAGAGAUAUGAAAAAUUUGAUAAAAUCCUGAGUGCAUUGUCACGGAAACUGGAACCUCUGGGACCAUCCGAAAUAUAGAUCAGAAUUGUGGACCCUUGUAAAGUGCCCAGGAUAUAAGCAGGUAACUGUUGAUGGUCCUCAUAAAGUUACUGAACAAAAUGAAAACAUCAAGUGUGGAUCCAAUAUCACAUGUAGGAGAUGUUCUCAUCUUCAAUUCAUUCAUCUCCUUCCUCAAUUAGCUAAUAUUACUUUGUAACCAUGAAAACCUUCCUUCUUUGAUUGCAUCUGCAAACUCUAUAAUCUCCACAACCUGGAAGGACAGGACUGAUGGGCAAAUAGAAAGAACAUUGCGUUCAGGUAUCGUCCCAGAUCAAACGCGAUCCUGACUCAUAUAUGUAUGACCAUUUGAACAUUGUUGCAGGGUCAAGAUUUUGGAACUCCUGCCUAAUAGCAACAUAUGAAUGAAGUCACUGUAUCAAUGGCAGCGGGUCAAGAUGAUAAUUCACAAUCAACCUCUCGAGCAACUGCAGAUUUACUGUAAAUAUCCACUUUACCAACAAUGUCCACAUUUCAAGAGUUUUUUUUUAAAAUGUUCGUUAAGUUUUCCAUGUACAAUGCUUCCUGCAGAGAGAUUGGUGUUGCUAUAAUGACUCUUUCUAGUGGGUGAAAAGAAUCCCUCAUAAUGUGUUGGUAAAAUUAAGUACAAAACAAAAAAUUCUCGUUUUGUAUUUGCAGAACCUGAGCAGAGGAGGUCAUCACCUGCUUUAGCUAACUUGGAACAACAAACUAUUCUGGGUUAGAUAAAAUAAGUGGGACAUAAUGGGCAGCCAAUGACAGCAAACAUUUCACACCUGAAUAUAAUUGGUAACACUGCAGCUAUGUCAGGUCAAGAUAUUGAACAUGAUGGAGCCACGUUUCUCCUGAUGUCCUCACACCAUACUGUCAAGAUUUCUGCUUCGCUUCACACUUUCCAUAAUCUAAUGAUAGCUCAGCAAAAUGCUUUGUAAAUAUCAACAGCUUCUAAAAUAUGCUGCAGGCCUUGGGAGCUGAUAGAAGGUCAAAAGACCAGUGGACAGUUUGUCUCUGACUUAAUCAGACUUUGGUCUCUCAUUAAAUAUAUUUGCAGAUUCA
Molecule: messenger RNA, 3237 nt
Organism: Chiloscyllium plagiosum (whitespotted bambooshark)
Lineage: Eukaryota; Metazoa; Chordata; Chondrichthyes; Orectolobiformes; Hemiscylliidae
Gene: sh2d3a
Product: SH2 domain containing 3A
Biological process (GO): small GTPase-mediated signal transduction; positive regulation of peptidyl-serine phosphorylation
Molecular function (GO): guanyl-nucleotide exchange factor activity; phosphotyrosine residue binding
Source: RefSeq, a predicted model, not a curated record